AUGGAGAAGAUCAAACUAGCUCUACUCCGAUGCAAUAACUUUAUCAAAACUCACACUUUUUGGCCCGGAAAGUCGGAUCAGAAUGAUCACGGGGAUGAUCGCUAUGCGGUCUGUAAGCUGUUAGCCAGCAAUAAUAUCACCAGCGUGAUCUGGCUCGAAGAUCUUCUUGCUUUGUAUGGUAGUAAAACUGCAGUUUGGGAUCUUCAUCUCUUGGUUGAAGACACUUGUGUGGCAGCAAAGGUUCUUCUCGAUAAUGGGUACAAAGAAACGACGCCAGACUGCAGUUUCGAAGACGAUCCAGAAUUUAGUGAGCGUGCCAUUCGACUUACUCACAACCAUUCUUCAACUAUCGUGAUGCUGCACGCCGCCAAAGAAUGGUAUUACCAAAUGGAUGAUAACGUACAAGACUUUCUCCCACCACUCUCCAGCUUCCUCGAUUCAAUGAUCGAAUUUUGGAUCAACAUAUCUGCUCAGGACUACGAUGAUCGGCUGCGUUUUGCUCUUUAUAUUGGCUGUUUGAUUGGUUACUGCUAUUACUUGCAGGAUGAAGAUGGCCAGCUGGUAAAAACUCAUACAUACGCCGAAAACCUCAAGCCAGAGCAUCGUGAGGUACAUUAUGAUAUUACGUUCGAGAGCCCCAACAAGAAAAGUUUUACGGCCACUAAUCGACAUACAUACCAUGUGAGACGGAGCAGAGAAAUCAGGGAAGGUGUUUUCGUACCAAAACCGUAUGAGGAGGGGGUAUUUAGAACAAAUUUGACGACAGUUUCGGAGCAAGAGUGA
Molecule: messenger RNA, 783 nt
Organism: Botrytis deweyae
Lineage: Eukaryota; Fungi; Ascomycota; Leotiomycetes; Helotiales; Sclerotiniaceae
Exons: 1
Coding region: 1-783 (260 amino acids)
Source: RefSeq, a predicted model, not a curated record